ACUACAUAUUCGGCGUGCGGGCGUGUAGCGUCACGGGCGGCGUGUCAUCCACCACAGAUCGCAUGUUGAUCACGAAGCCGCCUGACUGCGAGACGUGGCUCAUCUUGUCUUUUAAAGCGCCUUUCAAAUAAUGCAAAUGUAACCAUCUUUGUCGGGAAUAACGGAAAGUGUUCUGGAAGCAGGAUGUCCUUCUACGCUGUCAUUAUACCGGUUCUCUGUAUCAUUUUUUCGGCUUGGCAGGUGAGUGCAAAUGAGGAUUGCUUGUGGUACGUAGACAAAAAUGGAACCUGGCACAAUGGCUUCGACUGCCCACUCAUAACCUUCUGCUGUGGGAACUGUCACCGCCGCUACUGCUGUCUCGAUGGCUUCAAGAUGAUCACAGAAGCGGGACAGAAGCGCUGCAUGCUCUUCCAUCUCAGCCCAUCUACUAUAGCUGGCAUUGCUUCAUCGAUCCUGCUCUUUGUGGCUGCAAUUGCAACUAUGGUCUGUUGCUUCAUGUGUUCCUGUUGUUAUCUUUACCAGCGACGCCAGCAGCGGGGCAGAACUCCUUAUGAAGCCCAGCACAUUCCAAUGGCCAGCUAUCCAGUGGAGCACAUGUAUGACGCUUAUGGUAAACCAAUUGGUCAUCCGGAAUAUCCUGGAUAUCCAAUGGUGCCUCAGUAUCUGAUGAUGCCCCAGGGUCCUUACCCUCCUCAUCCUCCUGAUCCAGGAUUCAGUCAAGCAGCUCCUCCACCGUACUCUCCUCCCCAGUACCCUGGGCACUGAAAGAGCUGAAGCCCUCCCUCUGCGAGGAGAAGAUAACCUGUACAAUGGGUAAUGAAGAGGGCCCAUGCUUGUUUGGAAUCCCUUGUAUGAGAAUCCGUAUAAAAAAGUUGAGUUAUGUUAUUUAUUUCUUAAUUUAAAUUAAUUUGUGGAGUGAAGCAUGAACUGACCUCGGAAUCGCCUCACACGUCGGAGUAUUUUCUUGUUUGAUGUCUCCUUCCACUUAAACCCAGCAACUCACACACUCAAAAGACUGCUAUAGAUGUGCCAUUAUGCUUUUGUCAAACUCUCCAACAAAUGGUCCAUUAGAUAUGGCUGUCCUGCAGAAGAGAAUUGCUGACAGUUUUGACUCGCCCAGGAUGUUGUUUUCUGUUCAACCAAAUAAGAAGCAUUUGUCAUUCGCACUUUAAGCUGCAAUAGACAUGCUUAGCUGUCUCUCCCUGCUCGUUUCUUCGAAAUGCAUUUAUUUCUGCAUGUCAUGUGCAUCAUAAACAUCCGUAGGCUUUAGAUGUUUUACAGACAUGCUGACAUGAGACAGGUAUUUUAUAGACAGUUCACAUGCAGUAUGUAAAUAAGAGAGAAUAUAAGAAAUGUUAGUGUCGCAUAGCAUCUUCACAACCAACUGAAACGUCAUUGUGUGCGUUUGAAGUUUGUCAUUUGUCGUUAGAUCAGGCUUCAAUUUAAGCCGUGAUGUUAACAUUCGUUAGAUCUGCAUGUCUUUAAUUGUAACUCAAGCUACCUAUAGGCCAGCUAUCGAGGAGAUCACUGUAAUGUUUGCAUCCUGUUAGCUGUCUAUCUGUUCUUAUUCAUUUCAAAAAGAUCGUUUUCAAUCCGUAAAACAUUAUAUUAUAUUGUUACUUUUUAAAAACAGUGUCAUUUAAGCAAAGUCCCUUUAAGCUAUGUUAAUUUCCGCAUAUUUGUCAUCAUAUUUCACCCAAAAA
Molecule: messenger RNA, 1703 nt
Organism: Danio rerio (zebrafish)
Lineage: Eukaryota; Metazoa; Chordata; Actinopteri; Cypriniformes; Danionidae
Gene: shisa4
Product: shisa family member 4
Cellular component (GO): membrane
Source: RefSeq, marked provisional